Molecule: messenger RNA, 1551 nt
Organism: Carassius carassius (crucian carp)
Lineage: Eukaryota; Metazoa; Chordata; Actinopteri; Cypriniformes; Cyprinidae
Exons: 1
Coding region: 1-1551 (516 amino acids)
Molecular function (GO): GTP binding; ATP hydrolysis activity
Source: RefSeq, a predicted model, not a curated record
AUGGAAGAACGAUUAAGUGAAGUUCUCAAAAAUAGUAAAUCAAAAAAAGGACCCACUACUAAAUAUAUACUCAAUACAACAGUCUUAACUAAAGGAAAAUUACUGAAGAAUGAGAGAAUUGGGGGAAAAAAUGACAAAAAACCUACUAAAGUCAUAUUGAUGGUUGGAGAAACAGGAACCGGGAAGAGCAGUCUCAUCAAUGCAAUGGUCAAUUACAUCAUGGGUGUCAGAUGGGAACACAAGAUUUGGCUGGAGGCAGUCGAGAUAUCAGAUGACUCCGAGUCUCAUACAGCAGUAGUGACUGUUUUUGAGGUUAAUGCACAGGACAGUCCAUUUUCUCUCAUUGUUAUCGACACACCUGGCUAUGGUGACACAGAUGGUCAUAAUAAAGACAAACUCAUUCCAGAAGCUUUACAGCAGUUGUUCAGAUCUGAAGAUGGCAUUCAUGAAAUCCAUGCAGUAUGUUUUGUGUGGAAGGCAUCAGAAACUCGCCUACAUGAAAGACAGCGGUAUAUUAUGGAUGAAAUUUUAUCAUUAUUCGGAAAGGAUAUAGAAAAGAACAUAAUUGUAGUCAUCACAAACUCCCAUGAAACUGUACCCAAAAAAGCUCUUAAAUUAAUACAGACAGCAAAAAUUCCAUGUGCAAAGAACAAAAAUGAACCUGUUUAUUUUCAAUUUAACAACUGUCAGAGUGAGAACUUUGAUGAGGAGGACAGAAAGAGUUACAAAGCAUCAUGGGAUCAUGGAAUUGAAAAUUUCAAACAGUUUUUCGAUUAUCUGAAUGGGAUAAACCCAAAAAGCUUGGAUAUGACAGAAGGUGUCCUUAGAGCCAGAAAACAAUUGGAUGCCAGUGUAAACAAUUUAAAAGACAGAAUCGUGUUUGCAGACUAUAAAAAACAAGAGCUGGAGCAAGCAAAAGCAGCUCUGGAGGAAUGUGAAAAAGGCAGAGAAAAAGAGAAUAACUUUGUAUGUGAAAUCGAUGAAGCCCAUAAACAAGAGGUCCAGAUAAACUCAUCAUGGUGGCACUUGAGCAAACAGGCGACCCGCUGCACUGACUGUAAGGAGAACUGCCACUAUCCAGGAUGCUGGUGGGCCAAAGAUCUCAAAUGGUGUAGUGUGAUGACAAAUGGAAAGUGUACAGUCUGCACUGGGAAGUGUGACCACACUAAACAUGUUAAAGAUGACAAAAUGUAUGAAAUUCAAAGAAGAAAGGUCAAAAGAACAAAGGAGGAUCUGAAAAAGAAAUAUGAAAAGGAGCUUGGAGAGAACAAGAGUUUGUGUAUUGGACUAGAGAAUGAGAUCAAAUGGCUAGAAGCAGAGAAGAUCAGGCUUGUGGAAGAGUGUUAUCAGUGUUUGGAUAAAUUAAUGGAGACAGCAUUAAAAUCUACAUCCAUGUCUUCUGUGAAACAUCUGGACUUCAUGAUUGAAAAAGUGAAGGAAACUGGGAAACAAGAAAGAGUACAGAGACUUGAGGACCUUAAAAUAAGAGCUCAGAUGGAAAAUGUGGGAUUAUAUAGAUCAAAGUGUGAAACUAUAAUUAUUUAUUUGUAG